Molecule: messenger RNA, 2841 nt
Organism: Peromyscus eremicus (cactus mouse)
Lineage: Eukaryota; Metazoa; Chordata; Mammalia; Rodentia; Cricetidae
Gene: Whamm
Product: WASP homolog associated with actin, golgi membranes and microtubules
Exons: 10
Coding region: 24-2450 (808 amino acids)
Biological process (GO): endoplasmic reticulum to Golgi vesicle-mediated transport; Arp2/3 complex-mediated actin nucleation
Cellular component (GO): cytoplasm; endoplasmic reticulum-Golgi intermediate compartment membrane
Molecular function (GO): actin binding; Arp2/3 complex binding
Source: RefSeq, a predicted model, not a curated record
CCGGCAGUAGCGGCUCGAGAAAAAUGUCCCGGCCCGGCGGGGUCUGGGGGUGUGCGGCGGCCAUGGACUGCGAGCAGCCGGACAGCUUGGAAGGCUGGGUGCCGCUGCGCGAGGACCUCUUCCGGGAGCCCGAGCGACACCAGCUGCGCUUCCUGGUGGCCUGGAACGCCGAGGAGGGCCAGUUCGCCGUCACCUGUCACGACCGCACGGCGCAGCGGAGGCGCGGGCCGCCGGACGGCGGCGGCGGGGGGUGCAGCUGGGCCGGGCUGCUGUCGGCCGCCGGGUUCCGGGGCGCGCACCGGCAGCUGGCGGCGCUGUGGCCGGCCCUGGAGCGCUGCUUCCCGCCGCUGCCGCCCGAGGUGGAGGCGGCGGGCGGCCGCGGCUGGGGCCUGGGGCGCGGGCUGUGGGCGCUCAUGUGGCCGGCGCCCGCGGAGCCCGGCGACGCGGCGCUGCAGGAGCUGUGCCGCCAGCUGGAGCGCUACCUGGGCCAGGCGGCCGAGGGCUGCGGCGGCGCCACCGUGCGCGACGUGCUCUUCCCGGCCCCGGGCGACCCGGCGGACUGCGAGGGCCUGCGCGAGUUCCGGGAGAAGACGCUCCGCGCGCGGCUGGACGGGGCGGCCGCACGGCUGCGCCAGGUCCUUCAAGAUCACAGAAAAGCCAACACCAUGGUAGCAUUAAUGAAAGUUUAUCAAGAGGAGGAUGAAGCAUAUCAAGAAUUAGUUACCACGGCAACCAUGUUCUUCCAGUAUUUACUGCAGCCAUUUAGAGAUAUGCGAGAAGUUGCGACCUCAUGUAAGCUUGAUAUUUUGAAGUCCCUGAACGAGGAUGACCUGGGUCCUAAAAGGGUAGUUUCUCUACAGAAGGAAGUCAAUGAAUGGACCAGACGGGCUGAAGAAGCAGCAGUCUCUAUUCAAGAUAUCACUGUGAAUUAUUUUAGGGAAACAGUCACAGCAUUAACAGGAAUGCAGAAACAGAUGGAGCAGGACCGGAAGAGAUUUGGCCAGGCUGCCUGGGCCACAGCCAUGCCCAGGCUAGAGAGUCUCCAGCUCAUGUUAGCUCGGGAGACUCUGCAGCUUAUGCGAGCCAAAGAGCUGUGUCUGAAGCACAGGUGCACCGAAAUCCAGAGGAAGAUGGAGGAUCUUCCAGACCAAGGAAAGAGCACAGACAUUGUAGAUGAGCUAGAGAUACAGUAUUAUGAGAUUCAGUUGGAGUUGUACGAGGUUAAACUUGAGAUCCUGAGGAGUGAAGAGAUGAUCCUUGUCACACAGUUGGACUCUGUGAAGAGACUUAUAAAAGAGAAACAGGAUGAAGUGGUCUACUACGACCCGUGUGAAAGCCCAGAGGAGCUGAAGGGCCUGGCCCACGACCCAGAGCUGCAGCAUGGUGAGAAUGGAGAGCUGAGAGCACUCAGCCAGCAGCGCCAGCAGCUGGAGGCUCAGCGGGGCCGCAUCUGUGCCAGGAGGGCCCAGCUCAGGAGCAGAAGGGAUCACUGCCGAGAAAAUCAUCAGCUCAGACUGCAGCAGGCUAAAGAGAGCGUGAGACAUUUUCACCAGCACCACAGUAUUCAGAUGAAAAGAGACAAAAUAAAAGAAGAGGAACAAAAGAAAAAAGAAUGGAUAAACCAUGAACGUCAGAAAACACUUGAGCGACUAAGAGCAUAUAGGGAGAAGCGUCCAGCUCCUCCGUCUGCACUGAGAACAGCUUGCUCAGAAACCAUGGUGCCAAACCUCUCAGGUGGACGCUCUCCGAGGAGGUCCUCAGCAGCUCAUCACAAGAUAGCUCACCCUGCCUCUAGCAAAACCGGAAGUGUUACUCCUUUACCUGAAGCUAAUAUGAAAACCCCUGAGCCUCAAGACUCCUCUGGCAGUAUUCCUGUCCAGAUUUUUGUUCCAAUUGGUGACCAGACACCCUCCCGAUUCAGUGAGGAUCAGUCACUACUGCCACAGCCACCACCCCCUCCUUCCCCACUACCCCCUCCUCCCCCACCACCCCCUCCUCCGCCCCCACCACUUCCUCUCCCAGCUCUGUCCUCUUCUCAAGCUACUACUCGUCAGAAUUUAGGACUCAGGGCUUCAGCAACAGAGGACCAGCCACUCUCUCUAGUGUGUGAGGCAUCUGCUGAAAGACCAUGUGUUCAUCUGGGAGACUUCCAGUGUCCAGGCUCUAUGGAUGAAGUGCUGGCCUCUCUCCGGCAGGGCAGGGCCUCUCUCCGGAAAGUCGAAGCACCUACCUUGCCCCCUCCCCGCACCUCAGUCAAUGAACAGGUUCUGGCUGCUAUCAGGCAGGGGGUGCAGCUGAAGAAAGUCCACCCAGAUGCAACUGUAGAGCCCAGCAAGAAGCGAACCAGCGACCUGGAGAGGAGCAUCAGGGCAGCCCUGGAAAGAAUUAAGAGAGUGUCUGCUGAUUCAGAGGACAGUGAUGAGCAGAGUCCUGGUGAGUGGGACCACUAGGGUCUCCAGGUGACAAAGGCAGGCGGACCCAUAAACCCUAGACCAGCAAGGCUUCCCUGGCACUACUGCUUUGAUGUGGCCUUAACACGUGGAGAACAGUGGAGGCGUGGUGACUGUCACAACCCACAGGUGGGUGGGCUGGCCAUGGGAACAGUACUGUGUCUACUCUGGAGGCACUGUCUGACCUGGAGGUGCAACCCUGUGGUUUACAUUAAACAGUGUGCUUCCGUGUGUGAACACUGGUUCCACAGACUUAAAGGCUCAAAUGUGAACAUGAUUUUAGCAGUAAUCAGAAUAAAUUGCAUAUAUUCCAGAAUUACUUUAAAUAUUUAAAUAAAGUUUAUUUUGUGUAUCAGCACUACAGAAACUCAUAAUAAACACUAUUAUAAUA